UCGACUGAGCUGAUGGAAUGAAAAUAUUAGAGAUUAAAAGAUAAUUAAACUUGUUUUCCAAUUAAAUUGAUUGUUUUUAUUUCUCUUUUUACGAGUUUAAUCAAAGUAGUUUGUGUUCUCCGAAUUCUGGUCUAUUGUUCGUCUUCUAUUGGUUUCGAAUAUUGAUAUUUAAUAUUUGCCAUUUCCAUGGAGCAAGAACAGACCCAAUUUUAUUGGAACAAUUCUUCAUUGUAUGGUCCGGUUGUUUGUGAUUCGGUUGCUGGGGGACCACCGAUGACACCAAAAUCUCCUUUGAGCUCAGUGGUUAGAGCUCAUCUACCCAAUAAUGAGAAAACCUCUUUUAAGGUGAAAGCUGGUCAAACAGUUGGAGAAGCUCUUAAAAAAGCCAUGGACAUUAGGAAAUUAACGCCCGAAAUAUGUGAUGUAUAUACUUACACCACUCACGCCCGAAUUGAUUGGAAUCAAGAUAUUAGCACACUAGAAGGAAAAGAGAUUGUAGUUGAAGCUCGAGCUUCACCCAUAAGGACUUCCAUUUCUCAUAAUUUUGUUCGUAAGACUUUCUUUUCACUUGCCUUUUGUGAAUGCUGCCGUCGUUUACUUUGGCAUGGAUUUCGAUGUCAAACAUGUAACUUUCGUUUCCACCAGAGAUGUGCUAGCCUUGUGCCCAGUUUAUGUUCACCUUUAAACGUUGAUUCCUCUAAUUAUUAUGGUCAUCUUUUAGCUUUAAAUAAUUCAACUUAUUAUAAGGCAGUUACCAAUCCUUCAAGUGGACCUUAUUUCCAACCACCCAGUCAAUCAUCUCAACAUGGAGUUUCAUCCUCAUCUGUAACAGAGUGUCAAUCAUCAUUCAAUCAACUUCGAGAAUCAUUCAAUGGACAAACUCGACGUAAAAUGCAACCAUCAGGAUUUUCUCAAAGAGAAAGAUCCACAUCAGCUCCUAAUGUCUACUGUGUUAACCAAAACAAUCAAAGUUUCUCAGAAGAGUUUCACAAAUAUCCAACAUCAUCAUCUGGCUACAGUAGUAUGCUCACCAAUAAUGGUGAUCUAGCUUCAUCAUCAAAUAAUGCAACAACAAGUCCAACUAGAACCCAAAGUGCUGGUGGAUCACCUACUAAUACACGAAUAGGUGGACAACAAUGGCGUCCAAGAGCAAGAUCAGCCGAUGAAAGUUCUGCUAAAAAUUUAGUACACAAAGGAAAACCCAGUACAACAGGUAGAGAACCAAUAGAAGACUGGGAGAUAGCACAUGAUGAAAUUUUCACUGGACCCAGAAUAGGAUGUGGAUCAUUUGGAACUGUAUACCGUGGACAUUGGCAUGGACCAGUAGCAUUGAAAAAGUUAAACGUUACCAAUCCAACUCCUGCACAAUUACAAGCUUUUAAAAAUGAAGUCGCUGUACUGCGAAAGACUCGCCAUGUUAAUAUACUACUUUUUAUGGGCUGUGUAUCUAAACCACAACUUACAAUAGUGACCCAAUGGUGUGAAGGUUCAUCUCUUUAUAAACAUUUACAUGUUCUUGAAACCAAAUUUGAACUUGCCCAAUCAAUAGACAUUUGCAGGCAAACUGCCCAAGGGAUGGACUAUCUGCAUGCAAAGAAUAUUAUUCAUCGUGAUCUUAAAACGAACAAUAUAUUUUUACACGAAGAUUUGACUGUGAAAAUAGGUGAUUUUGGUCUAGCGACUGUGAAAACCAAAUGGAACGGAUCUCAACAAUUUAAUCAACCUACGGGUUCCAUUCUUUGGAUGGCACCGGAAGUAAUUAGGAUGAAAGAUGCAAAUCCCUUUUCCUUUCAAUCGGAUGUUUAUGCCUUUGGUAUCGUGAUGUUUGAACUUUUCACUCAACAAUUGCCAUAUAGUAACAUAAAUAACAAAGACCAAAUCCUUUUUAUGGUUGGACGAGGUAUCCUUAGGCCCGAUUUAACUAAAUGCAGGAAAGAUACGCCUAAAGCGGUUAUACGUUUAAUAGAAGAUAGUAUCACAUUUUCAAAAGACGAGAGACCUUUGUUUCGGCAAAUUUUGGCUUCACUUGAAUCUUUGUCAAGGUCAUUGCCAAAGAUUCAUCGAUCUACUUCAGAGCCAACUUUAAAUAGAACCCAUAUACAGUCAGAAGAUUUUUGGGGACCCGUUUGUGCUUCUCCGAAAACUCCAAUUAAUUCACAAUUCACAGCUUUCCCAUUCUAUAGCUUUACCUAGUAAUUAUUUAGUGACAAUUUUUAUUUCUCUCUCAUCCUUUCUCUCUCUCUCUCUCUCUUUUUCUCUUUCUCUUUCUCUUAAUCUUUUCAUCUCAACCUCUUCCAAUAAAUUAUAUCUAUUCUUUCAAAUAAUAAACAACAAGUGAAUUGACAUUUUUA
Messenger RNA from Panonychus citri (citrus red mite), 2351 nucleotides. Its product is annotated as raf homolog serine/threonine-protein kinase Raf-like. The coding region runs from base 187 to 2193 and encodes 668 amino acids. Gene Ontology annotation, biological process: protein phosphorylation; signal transduction. The transcript has 5 exons. Gene Ontology annotation, molecular function: protein kinase activity; ATP binding. Lineage: Eukaryota; Metazoa; Arthropoda; Arachnida; Trombidiformes; Tetranychidae. The record is from RefSeq and is a predicted model, not a curated record.